UUCAUUCAAAAUUCGAUAGAUAUGGUGGCAUUCAUUUUGAAACAAACAAUGAACAAAUUAAAUCAAUUGAUUCGAAUCGUUUAUCAACGAUAAUCGAUGAAUUGGUUAAUCGAAUCAAAUCACAACAACAAGAAGCAACGAAAAACAUACGUACAAUUUGGUUUCGAAUAACCAAUGACGAUAAUGUCCGUUUAAUUGAACCAUUAGUCAAGUUGGGCUUUGAUUUUCAUCAUACCAAAGAUAAUAAUGUUAUAAUGGUUAAAUCAUUGAUUGAUCAUCGUCGUAAUAAUAUUCCCAAAUAUGCAUACACUAAUAUCGGCGUAGGUGGUUUAGUUUUGAAUGAUAAAAAUCAAAUAUUACUUGUUAAAGAACAGGCAAAAAUAACCGAUUAUUGGAAAUUUCCCGGUGGUUAUGUUGAACAAGAUGAAGAAUUAUCGGAUGCUGUAAUACGUGAAGUAUAUGAAGAAACAGGUAUCAAUACCGAAUUUCGUUGCAUUUUAACGAUACGUCAUUUACAUCGUGUUGAUUGGGCAUUCAAUUGUUCGGAUUUAUAUUUUGUCUGCCAUUUACGUGCCAUUUCAAACCAUUCGCUUGAUGAUAAUCAAAAAAUCAAUAAAUGUCCCAAUGAAAUUGACCAAUGUGAAUGGAUCGAUAUCAACAAUAUUGAUGGAAAGCUUUCGAAAUUUAAUAUGUUUGUCAUUGAAAAAUAUAUCGAAUGGAACGAAAAUCAUAAUGAAAAUGAAAUAGGCUAUGAUCGUAUACGAACAAAUUUUCCACCACCAAUAAAUGAAUUCAAUGUAUAUUCAAUCAAACAAAAGAGGAAGAUGAAGAAAUAAUCGUAAUUCAUUGAAAAAUUG
Molecule: messenger RNA, 857 nt
Organism: Dermatophagoides farinae (American house dust mite)
Lineage: Eukaryota; Metazoa; Arthropoda; Arachnida; Sarcoptiformes; Pyroglyphidae
Product: nucleoside diphosphate-linked moiety X motif 6
Molecular function (GO): NADH pyrophosphatase activity; ADP-ribose diphosphatase activity; NAD binding
Source: RefSeq, a predicted model, not a curated record